Molecule: messenger RNA, 726 nt
Organism: Botrytis byssoidea
Lineage: Eukaryota; Fungi; Ascomycota; Leotiomycetes; Helotiales; Sclerotiniaceae
Exons: 1
Coding region: 1-726 (241 amino acids)
Source: RefSeq, a predicted model, not a curated record
AUGAAAAAUAGAGAAAAGUCUUCGGAAAAUAAGAAAAAGGAACUUUGUGAUAUGUGCAACAACAUUCCAGCAGUAACAUUCUUCAGUAAUGGGAACCCAGCAUUAGGAUAUCAGGGGAAAUAUGGGUCGACAGAAUUGUAUCAGCUCUUUGAAGGUCGUAACGCACUCAUAGAACUAAGACUAUCUGCAACCAACGGCUGUAGUCUUUGCAAAUUGUUCCAGGAUGCUCUCGAAUGUUCUCAUCAUCAUCCCGACGAGCAUCUUCGAGAUUACCCGAAAUACUGCGACUGGGGAAUUCGGCUCGAAAGAAAGCCAGAACUGGAGAUUACUUUUGGUCUCUAUUGCGAUAUGAUGCUUGAUUACCGGCUGAUCAUCCAUACGGACGAGGCCACAACCAGGUCCAUUGAGCCUUCUUCAUACGUAACCGAAACUGAGUCGGAUUCCCCUGCUAAUUUUGCUCUCGCUCGUUCCUGGCUGGCUGAGUGCCGCAUGGAACAUGAAGACUGUAGAGAUUUACUAGAAUCCGAACUGCCUGCACGGCUGCUGGAUGUUACGGUGCCCUCAAAACCAGGCAUAGUUCGCCUUUGCUUGACAUCUGACUUUCCCACCGAAGGAGUGGACUACGCAGCGCUUAGUCACUUUUGGGGUUCCAAUCACCCUCCAAAGACAACUAAGAACAACUUGCAAAGUCAGCUGCAAGGGUUUCCUGAAAAUCGACUUCCUUAG